Chelmon rostratus (copperband butterflyfish) is the source of this 3509-nucleotide messenger RNA. It is a transcript of the gene clgn, whose product is annotated as calmegin. Lineage: Eukaryota; Metazoa; Chordata; Actinopteri; Chaetodontiformes; Chaetodontidae. The coding region runs from base 190 to 2178 and encodes 662 amino acids. The record is from RefSeq and is a predicted model, not a curated record. Gene Ontology annotation, molecular function: calcium ion binding. The transcript is spliced from 15 exons. Gene Ontology annotation, biological process: protein folding. Gene Ontology annotation, cellular component: endoplasmic reticulum; endoplasmic reticulum membrane.
UAUCCGGGCCAAGCUGUCAUCUAUGUUCCAUCCUCUUCAGCCGACGACCGUGUUUUUUUCCCAAGCCUACACGGCGAGUCUCGGUGACAUUGUCAGAGGGCCAAACGCACAAGAUAUUUCCUCGUUUUUUUCAGAGUGGAGAAGCAGCUUUUUUGGGGGAAUUUUUCUGCAAGUACAAGAAGGCGAAAGAUGAAGCUGGACAGGGGUUGGAUGUGGUGCCUGUUGCUUCUGUCCUCCCUGGCUGUGGCAGCUGUGGCAGCCCAGGACAAGCAGUUGGAGGAUGAUGUUUCAGACGCCAAUGAAGAUAUGGGCUUGGACGAGGAGGAAUUAAAGGUUCUGAUGGCAGAAGAAGAAGAAGAAGAGGAGGAGGAGGCAACGGUGAUGGAUGAAGACCAGUCUGAUGAGACGGCCACAGCAAGUGGGAAGGCUGGAACUGAUGCAAAUGUUUCUUUUCAAGUAACAUACAAGACUCCUAUUCCCACUGGAGAUGUCUACUUUGCAGAGACGUUUGAUGAUGGAUCACUGGUCAGAUGGCAGCUGUCAAAGACGGUCAAGGGGGAUGCAGAUGAUGACAUUGCCAAAUAUGACGGGAAGUGGGCUGUGGAGCAGCUGAAGGAGAACAAAGUUCCAGGAGACCAGGGUCUGGUGCUCAAGUCCCGGGCCAAGCACCACGCAAUCGCAGCAAUGAUGGACAAACCCUUCGUCUUCCAGGAUGAACCUCUGGUCUUACAGUAUGAGGUGAAUUUCCAGGACGGUAUUGACUGUGGUGGAGCAUACGUCAAACUGCUUUCAGACACUGGCAGUCUCAAUCUGGAGCAAUUCCAAGACCGUACAGCCUACACCAUCAUGUUUGGACCGGACAAAUGUGGCGAAGACUACAAGCUGCACUUCAUCUUCCGCCACCAGAACCCUCUGAACAAAGACUUGGAGGAGAAGCAUGCCAAGAGGCCCGAUGUCGACCUUAAGAAGUUCUACACCGACAAGAAGACUCACCUCUACACUUUGGUCCUGAACCCAGACAACAGCUACGAGAUGUUCAUCGACCAGUCUAGCGUGAGCCGCGGCAGCCUGCUGCAUGACGUGGUGCCUCCAGUCAACCCGCCCAAAGACAUAGAUGACCCAAAUGACUCCAAGCCGGAAGACUGGGACGAGAGGGCCAAGAUUCCUGACCCUGAGGCCGUCAAGCCCGAUGACUGGGAUGAAGAUGCUCCAGCAAAAAUUGAGGACCCUGAUGCUUUGAAGCCAGAGGGCUGGCUGGACGACGAAGCAGAGUUUGUCCCCGACCCUAACGCUGAGAAACCAGAAGACUGGGACGAGGAGAUGGAUGGAGAGUGGGAAGCCCCGCAGAUUCCCAACCCGGCCUGUGAAACGGCCCCUGGCUGUGGGGAGUGGAAGCGUCCCAAGAUCAACAAUCCUCAGUACAAGGGCAAAUGGAAAGCCCCUCUGGUGGACAAUCCCAACUAUCAGGGAGUCUGGAAGCCGCGUAAGAUCGAUAACCCGGACUAUUUUGAGGACCUGCAGCCAUUCAGGAUGGCACCUUUCAAGGCUCUGGGCUUGGAGUUGUGGUCAAUGACCUCGGAUAUCUACUUUGACAACUUCAUUAUCACCUCUCACAAGGAGGUGGCUGACCGCUGGGCCUCUGACAGCUGGGGGCUGAAGAAACUGGUGGCCAGCGCUAACGAGCCAGGGAUUUUUGCUCAGCUGAUGAUGGCAGCAGAGGAGCGACCGUGGCUCUGGGUGAUCUACAUCCUGACAGUUGGCUUGCCUGUAGGACUGACUGUGCUCUUCUGCUGGCCAAAGAAAUCAGAUGACGACUACGUGUACAAGAAGGUGGAUCUUCCCCAGGCUGAUAUAGAAGAAGAGGAGGAGGAGGAUGAAGAAGAAGAAGAGGAGGCAGCAGCAGAUGAGGAAGACAAAGAAGCUGAGGCUACAGAGGGAGCAGCAGCUGCAGCAACAGAAGAAGCUGAGGAGGAGGAGGAGGAGAAGGAUGGAGCUGAUGCGGAAGGUGACAAUCUAGAGGGGGAGGAGGAGGAGGAGGAGGAGGAAGAGGAGGAGGAGGAAGAGGAGGAAAGCAAAGCUCCCGAGAGAACAAUAGAAGAUGAGCUGAAGGAUGGAGGAGACGCCACCAAAGAGAGCCACAAACAAGCUGUGAGAAAGAGGAGGGUACGGAAAGACUGAGGAGGAGGACCCCCACGCCUACUGUCUCCUUUCUCCCCCAGUGUGGAGGAGGUGGAAGGGCCAUCUCUCCUGCUGCUCGCCCCCUCUCCGAGCGGAGCAGCACGUAUUUCCUCCAAACCACCUGGUAGCCUGCAGUCACCCCGGCUGCCCCAAUCGCAUCUCCUCCAUGCCUCGGCUCCACCCAUCACAGGUCCACAAUUCCCCAAACCACACCCAGUAUCACUCCUCGCCUCGCCUCGUCUCUCCCUGCUGUCUGCUCAUUGAACUAUCAGAUGAAUCCCCUGGAGAUUUUGUGCAUUUAGCUGUUUUUCCUCCUCCAUCCUGAGCCUCCACGCUUCCGUCAUCCUUUUUCUCUUCUCCAAGCCAUUGCUGUCAAAAUGCCUGUCAACCUUUAAAGCCGCCUCUUCCGCCUCUGUUCCCGUUCACACCGUCUCUACUGUCACUCCUCUCUGAAUAUAUACCAUCAUAGAUCCACCAGUCUGUCUCCUCCGAGAGUGAAGGCAGCAGAGAGCCUGUGUGCUGCUGUCGACUCCAGUUGUUCACACCAUUUUACAGCAUAUCUUAGGGGCUUACAUCUCAGAAGUUAGACUUUAUUCUCGCGUCCUUUGUUUUAAAGAACAUGUUCGAGGACACAGUUUGACAGAGUUCGUUGAAAUAUUUCGGAUUUCAAGAACUGGACAGCAGGCUGCGAGGACAGGCUGCUUGAGAUGUUCCUGCAGUGUCAGGACAUUUCAGCUGACAAGUUGCCUGAGCUUAGGUUUAAAAGUUUACCUCUUUAAAAAAAUGGAUGUUCUGUUUAGAUUUUAGGUAGUUUGUAGGGAGCAUCAGUUACUUUUAUGAGUGUAUUUUAAUAAGUUAUAGCAGUUUAAGAAUGAGGUUUAGCAAUGAUAACUAUUUAUCGGUUUGUUUUAAAUUUGUUUUAUGCCAGUAUGAAUAAAGAUUUAAUGUUUUGAGUGACUUGAGGCAGUUUUCUUAAAUAUAUGCCACUGGUGUGCUUAUUCUGAGCCUAGGUAAAGUUAACUAUGAUCAAAGCUGCUGAGGAUAACACUGACUCUAAGAUAGGUAAUGUGAAUGCCUUGGCCAUCAGUUGUCAAUAAGACACUGACCUGUGUCUCAUUCAGUCAGUACACAGCACUGCUUUCCCAGAACAUUUGACUAGCUGGAGUUCAGGUCUGAGAUUGUUGCCUGGGAAAAAUGUUGACGCUAAUUUAUUUGUUUUAUAUUAUUGUCUCAAGCUUUUGUAGUUUAUGUUCUUGCCAUAUGCUGGCAGGUAUCCCUGUUUACAUUUGUUUGCAAAUUGUACAUUGCUCUUGAAAAUAAAAUUAUUUAAU